Messenger RNA from Dromaius novaehollandiae (emu), 1855 nucleotides. It is a transcript of the gene CCR4, whose product is annotated as C-C motif chemokine receptor 4. The record is from RefSeq and is a predicted model, not a curated record. Gene Ontology annotation, molecular function: C-C chemokine receptor activity; C-C chemokine binding. The transcript has a single exon. NCBI's taxonomy places the organism in Eukaryota, Metazoa, Chordata, Aves, Casuariiformes, Dromaiidae. Gene Ontology annotation, cellular component: membrane; external side of plasma membrane. Gene Ontology annotation, biological process: positive regulation of cytosolic calcium ion concentration; G protein-coupled receptor signaling pathway; immune response. The coding region runs from base 1 to 1077 and encodes 358 amino acids.
AUGAGUUCCUCAAGUACAGAGUCCUUUAAAGUCGAAAUCUCAACUUUAUAUGACUAUUAUGAAAACUAUAACGACGCUCCAAAACCGUGCAGUAAGGAAAGCGUCAAGAGGUUUGCAGCCUCCUUUCUACCUCUUCUGUAUAUGCUCGUAUUCCUGGUUGGGCUAAUGGGAAACAUUCUGGUCAUUGUGGUCCUGUUCAAAUACAAGAGACUGAAAAGCAUGACUGACGUGUACCUGCUAAACCUCGCCAUCUCAGAUUUGCUCUUUGUUUUAUCCCUGCCAUUCUGGUCUUAUUUCACAGUAGACGAAUGGAUUUUUGGAACACCCUGGUGUAAAAUCAUUUCAUGGAUCUAUCUGGUUGGGUUUUACAGCGGCAUAUUUUUUAUUAUGCUUAUGAGCAUAGAUAGAUACUUGGCAAUUGUUCGUGCAGUGUUUUCCUUGAAAGCAAGAACUGCCUUCUACGGCCUGAUUACUAGCCUUAUUGUAUGGUUAGUAGCUCUUUCAGCCUCAAUUCCCGAACUUAUAUUUAGAGAAUCUUUUAAGGAACAAAAUUAUACUACCUGCAAGCCAAGAUAUCCAGGCAAUUUCACAACAUGGAAACUCUUUUCCACUUUGGAAAUCAACAUUUUAGGGCUCCUAAUCCCUUUUAUAGUGAUGGCAUUUUGCUAUUCCAUGAUCAUUAAAACAUUAGUUCACUGUAGAAAUGAGAAAAAGAAUAAGGCUGUGAGGAUGAUCUUUGCUGUCAUGAUUGUGUUUUUCUUCUUUUGGACCCCUUACAACAUUGUGAUUUUCUUGCAAUCCCUGGAAAUUACAGGAGUCUUUAGAAACUGUCAAGUGAGCAGAAAUCUUGACUAUGCUUUCCAGGUAACAGAAAUCCUAGGCCUUUUUCACUGUUGCCUCAAUCCAGUCAUCUAUUUCUUCAUGGGGGAAAAAUUCAAGAAGUACCUAAAGAUGCUCUUUAUGAACUGGCCAUUACCUGUAGAUAUUUGCAAAUGGUGUGGACUUCACAUCACUUACCACACUGAAUCUACCAGUUCAUUUCACACACAGUCUACUGGGGACCAAGAUGCUCUGUAAUAUGUUUCAGACCAAAUGCUGAACCUACCAGAAAGCAAACUGACAAAAGCUGAAACUUUAAAAAGCUAAGCAAGUGUACGUGCAUUUUACAGUAAGUUAGUGCCUCAUAAUAACUUACUUCAGCUUUGACUUCUGCCUCUAGAUUUUCUGAACAGAAUAACAGAAGGUGUCCUAGAUAUGUAACCUAGGAGAUGGACAUGCAAUUUUUACCUGCUACAAUUACCAGUCACUGCUCAGAUGUAAUAGCAGCCUCAACUUGCUGCAAAGCACUGUGCUGUGCUUCUUAUUUUUCACCAACUGGCCUGCAUGGAGAGGCAGAGGAGAGUGAGCUUCUUGUCAACAGCAAGUGCAUUUGGAAAACAUCUUUGUUUAUUUAAGGAGAAGGACGGUUAUUACCAUGUUUUUUGUUUUUUUUUUUUUUUUAAUUCUGCAAUUGAUCUGCACUGAACUUGUUCAUUCAAACUCUUAGUAACCUGUUACUGUACCUGCCACUGUUAAAUGUUUAUUUCAGGGAGAGGAUACACCCUCUCUUGUUAAGAAAACGCACUCAAAGCGUACUCUUUAGGUGCACGACGACUCAAAGCCAAUGCAUUACAUUGUGUUAUAAAUAUAGAUAUGUUUUCUCUUAGGUAUUCAAGUUGCCAUAUGUACCUAUGUGUAGGUAUGUAUGUAAGCAUUUUGAAUGACCUAAUUGCUGUAAUUCAGGAUGACCAUUCUGUAUUUUAAUGAACAUAGAAAAUGUUUUAAGUGUUUUUGAAUAAAAUGUUUUAAAAGUUUA